CAGGACACUAACAGACAUGUUUUGAGAUGCCUCUAAAGGGUCAUUCCCCAUUUAGCCUCACCCUGUGCUACUACACACCAGCUAUACAUAUUUAAUGAGCGGAUAGUCUCAGAGCCUGGCGCAGACAGGUGUCCCGAGCACUGGGCCCAACAGCUGCCACACUAACCCUGCACAGCCCUGCACAGCCCUGCACAGCCCCGCACAGCACCACCGGAGGCUGAACAUCACCGGACAUCUUCACACACUGAAGAGAUGAAACUGAUGUGUCAAGAACGACUAAAGAGACAAAAGGAAGCAGUUGCAAACAGGAUGAAGAAACUGGAAGCCAAGCAAAAUGAAAUUAAGAAAAAGGCCUCAGAAAUUCGAAACAACAUCGAGAGGAAGUAUGAGGAGAUGAGGCGGGUUCUGGAGGAGGACUGCAGGAUCACUCUCUCUCUGCUGGAGAUGGAAGAGCAGGCGACGGUCCGAGCUCUGGAUGACCUCAUAGAAAGAAACUGCUCUGUGUUCAGUGAUAUAGAGUUCCAGCUGAGUGAGGGGUUAAUGGAGAGUGAGGCGCAGUCUGAAGACAUGGUCACAGAGCUUCAGGACAGGGUGGAGGAACUGCUGAUUGUUACUGACCCGAGUCUGGUGAAACUAGACGAGGUGAAGGCGGAGCAGAUCCUGGACCUAACCAACAACCUGCUGCUGUUCAUCCGCUCCCAAACGCCCAUCACCAAGAGACUGCUCAAAAGCUGCCUAACCGAGGUGAGUCUGGACCCAAACACGGCUCAUCCCAAACUGAUCAUUUCCCCAUCACAGGAUUGUGUCACCUUCACCAACGAGUGGCAGGACGUAUCUGAAAAUGAUGCCAGGUUUGACACCACCCUCAACGUCCUGAGCCACCAGAGCUGGGACUCGGGCCGCCAUUACUGGGUGGUGGAUGUGAGAGGAAAGGUGUACUGGGAGCUGGGCCUCACCUACCCCUCCAUUCCCCGCAAGGGCCGCAAGGAGGACUGCUGGCUGGGCCGGAACAAAGGGUCCUGGUGUGUGGAGUUCUUUGACGGGGAUUACACAGCUUGGCACGAUGGCAAAUCCCAUCCUCUGCCCAUCGGCACUCACUUUAACCGGAUCGGUAUCUUCUGCAGUUUCCCCGCGGGUCUGGUGAUGUUCCUGGGGGAGGACAGUAUGACGCCUCUGUUUGCGUUCUGCGUCGGGACGUUUACUGAACACCUACAGCUGGCUCUGUGUCCAGGACAUGAUCUUCAGGGAUGCAACUCUCAGCCAAUUAAAAUCUGUCAUGCUGCUCACCCAAAGUGCUAGCAAGUCUCCAAUCAGGACAGUUGUUCCAUGGAAAAUAAUUUUUAAAGCACAGGUUUUGUGCUCAUUACUGAGAUUCAGGGGCAUUUUAUACAGAAUUAAUGCAAACCAACUGUAACUAAAUAACUGUAAUACUAACAAGCAAUUUACACUCAAUUUACACUCAA
This is a messenger RNA of Astyanax mexicanus (Mexican tetra), 1463 nucleotides long. RefSeq names its product E3 ubiquitin-protein ligase TRIM39. Gene Ontology annotation, molecular function: protein binding. The record is from RefSeq and is a predicted model, not a curated record. The transcript is spliced from 6 exons. Lineage: Eukaryota; Metazoa; Chordata; Actinopteri; Characiformes; Acestrorhamphidae. Bases 253 to 1299 code for a protein of 348 amino acids.